UAUAUAGCUGUGCGUCAAAAGUAUGCGUCUGGCUUGGCCACCAGGGCCAGAACGUCGCAAAAGUCUUCGCGUUCUUUCGGACUCUUGCAUUGGGCGACAGCUAUAAUAAAUCUUCCAUUGAAAACGUUUUGUUGGAGAUUUUCGAUUCAACAUUGAUGAAACCGAUUGAUGUUUGGCUCCAAAAUCCAUGGUUCACUAGAAGAUGGAGCUCGCUCUUAGCCGCGGUGCCAUGUUUUACCACGGACUUGAGAAGAUAUCUUGGAGAGAGCUCAGAGUCGCAUUAGAGUCCCCUAGAACAAGUGUCGCGCUAGAAAGCGAUCCACUCAAUACCAUUCUUGCCGUCCACAAGAAUAACAAGAAGAUCUUGAACCUCCUGAGGGAGUUUCAUGCAGCGGAGUGCUCGGACCCCAGGGACAAACUUUUUGCGAUCUACGGACUUGCAACUGAUUUGGAUUUCAAUAACGAGCUGCCCGAUACAAUCGCUGAUUCGGACGAUGUGACACUAUACUUUAAUCCGCGAACCAUUAAUGUCAGUGAAGAGGAGCGGUCCUUCGAUGGUAAAGAGCCCUUAAUUCACGCUUUAGUGGACUAUAACGAUACAACCGAGAAUUGUUUCACUCGAUUCACCAUCUCAUGCUUAAAGAUCGGCCUCUUACCUGAAAUUCUAGAGCAUGUCAAAUCAUUUGGAAGCCUCCACGAUCGGGGACAGCACAUUACUUUCAUGGGCUCCAGACUGGUCACAGUCAAGACAACAGCUAGGCAUCUUAAAGAACGAGCCACUGACCUUUCGAUAUUACAAUGCAGUGAUUUCAAUCUCGCUGCUCCAGCAACAGACUCUUCGGAUCUCAAUCACCCCUCCCCCCCCACCAAUCUUGAGAGUUUACUUCAGAUAUGGGAGGUUGUUCAUGUUCAGCCGAGUUCAGAAGAUCUUCGGAACAUCGGCUUUGGUUGGCUCUCCAUUGAAAGUAGUAAACGAGACUCUAAAUUGACAGACAAUUGGUUGCGUUUGAUGCCCGGGCUUAUUAAAGAGGCAAUCAACAACCUAGAAGGACUUGAAAAGCGACGCAGUAGCCUCGAAGAAGAUUCCUUAGAUGGUGGUUCCCAUCAAGAGGGAAAUUCAUUCUGUUUCCGCUAUUGGGAGGACGUUGCAAAGGAUCGGACAUUGAGCGUCAUGUCGAUGGUGAGGAAAAUGGAACUCCAAGCUCAUCCAAGAGGCGCUUGUGCCAGUUUUAGAAACGCUGCGAGAGCGAUGUUCUGUAUUUGUCGCUUAGUCGAACUUUUAUGAUGAUACCCUAUCUAUCGGCAUCGGGCCAUUCGACACUCAACCUCACGACCUCCUAUUGUCUAUAUCUGUUCACUUCGGCCGGGGUGCGCUUUUUUGACAAAUACCACGGCCUUCGUGUAUAGGGGAGCAUGGUACCGCAGACUCACUUACAGUUGAGCGGC
Messenger RNA from Mytilinidion resinicola, 1446 nucleotides. RefSeq lists its product as uncharacterized. The transcript has 2 exons. The record is from RefSeq and is a predicted model, not a curated record. NCBI's taxonomy places the organism in Eukaryota, Fungi, Ascomycota, Dothideomycetes, Mytilinidiales, Mytilinidiaceae. The coding region runs from base 203 to 1285 and encodes 360 amino acids.